Molecule: messenger RNA, 534 nt
Organism: Amaranthus tricolor (Joseph's coat)
Lineage: Eukaryota; Viridiplantae; Streptophyta; Magnoliopsida; Caryophyllales; Amaranthaceae
Exons: 2
Source: RefSeq, a predicted model, not a curated record
AAUAAUAAUAAUAAUAAUAAUAAUAAUAAUAAUAAUAAUAAUAAUAAUAAUAAUAAUAAUAAUAAUAAUAAUAAUAAUAAUAGUAAUAAUAAUAAUAAUAAUAACAAUAAUAAUAAUAAUAAUAAUAAUAAUAAUAAUAAUAAUAAUAAUAAUAAUAAUAAUAAUAAUAAUAAUAAUAAUAGUAAUAAUAAUAAUAAUAAUAAUAAUAAUAAUAAUAAUAAUAAUAAUAAUAAUAAUAAUAAUAAUAAUAAUAAUAAUAAUAAUAAUAAUAAUAAUAUUAAUAAUAAUAGUAAAAAUAGUAAUAAUAGUAAUAAUAAUAAUAAUAAUAAUAAUAAUAAUAAUAAUAAUAAUAAUAAUAAUAAUAAUAAUAAUAAUAAUAAUAAUAAUAGUAAUAAUAGUAAUAAUAGUAAUAAUAAUAGUAAUAAUAAUAAUAAUAAUAAUAAUAAUAAUAAUAAUAAUAAUAAUAAUAAUAAUAAUAAUAAUAAUAGUAAUAAUAGUAACAAUAAUAAUAAUAAUAAUAAUAAUAAUAAUAAU